GGAGAAAUGCAGAGUGAGGAAUGUAUCGAGGGCAGACGCCUGACAGUAAACCUCGCACCCUGAAAUGUGAAAUCAGCUCAUGCAGACCUUCUGUGUCCACUGAUGAGCACGGAGGGGUUUGCGUCUGACGUAGGGACAAACGGACGCCAUUUAUCCACCAUGGCUGACAGCAAUGACAGUGAGGAAGAAAGCAGUCAGGAGGAGCCACCGGUGACCUGCUGGAGCGAGCUGUCCAUCGUAGAGCGUGUCGGCCUCAACAGUAUGGACAUGACAGAAAAGGACUUGGAGACGGCAUUCUCUCAGAUCUCCCUGGCCUUCCGCUGCGAUCAGUACACCCUGAAACAGAGGCUGCAGUCGGAGGAGCACGCACGCAACCUGGCCGAGGAGAACGUCCACCUGGAGCUCAGCCGAGGCCGGGAGAGCCUGGAGACGUUGAAGGCUCUGUGUUUGGACAGUAAACGCAGCAGCAUCCUGCAGAGGCUGGAGCUUUCUCUGGACAUCCUCAGAGGGACAGUAGAGCGGAUCUCCAGCACAGCCGAGGUGCUCGGUGCCGUCCACCAGGAGGCUCGGGUGAGUCGUGCUGUGGAGCUCAUGGUGGCUCACGUGGAGAGUCUGAGGAGGCGUCACGACAGAAAUUUAGCCGAGCUGGAAGAAGCCAAACACAAUCUGCAGCAGCAGCAGCUGAACUCCAGCAGACACAGCAUCCAUCCCAGAGUCAUCCCAGCAGACCCAGACAGACAGGAGGACAGGAAGAGGAGGAACUCCAACCAGAGCGUCUUACGAAGGAGAGUCAGCGCAUCAAUCAUUUCCAGCCCAAACCUGGAGAAGAAGAAGCGAGAUUCAAGGAAGAGAACCUCCUCCUGGAAGAAACACUCUCCUCCACUCUUGUCUCCGUCCCUGAGCUUAGAUUCUUGUUGCUCUGUGUUUACCCAAGAGGACGGCCACCUAAUGAAUGAAAGACAACCGGACCCAGAUCCAUCAGGAGAUUGUCUUCUGGAUCUUUCUGCUCCCGGCCCGGACAACCUUCCGACAGAGGAAGUGAUUCCUUCAAAUACGCAGAACAGAAACAAGCCUUUGUGGCUUUGCCGCAGCGUCUCGCUGGACUCUCUGCGACAAAGACAGAAAGCUAAAGCAGCUGCAUUAACCAAAGCGAAGGAAAGAAAAACUGUCCAGAGACAAAUCUCCAUUGGCACGUAUGGGUCUCCAUGCAGGCAGGAUCCUCUGCCGGUCCGGCUGCAGCGCUGCCGAUGGGCGCGGAUAUGCGCCAACCUGUUUGUGCUUUUCUGCGUGGUGAUGCUGACUUGCAUCAUUUGGAAGAUUCACGAAGGAGAGGCUGAGCCAUGAUCCCUGAACACUCAGGAAUACUUCAUCCUCAUUCUCUUCAAGGAUUUAGCUUGCAGAAUAAAGCCAUUCUCCAUCA
This is a messenger RNA of Poeciliopsis prolifica (blackstripe livebearer), 1420 nucleotides long. RefSeq names its product inositol 1,4,5-triphosphate receptor associated 2 (gene irag3a). The transcript is spliced from 13 exons. Gene Ontology annotation, cellular component: endoplasmic reticulum membrane. The record is from RefSeq and is a predicted model, not a curated record. Lineage: Eukaryota; Metazoa; Chordata; Actinopteri; Cyprinodontiformes; Poeciliidae. Bases 103 to 1344 code for a protein of 413 amino acids.